Messenger RNA from Triplophysa dalaica, 1091 nucleotides. RefSeq names its product adaptor related protein complex 3 subunit sigma 1 (gene ap3s1). Gene Ontology annotation, biological process: intracellular protein transport; Golgi to vacuole transport. Gene Ontology annotation, cellular component: intracellular membrane-bounded organelle; AP-3 adaptor complex; membrane coat. The transcript has 6 exons. The record is from RefSeq and is a predicted model, not a curated record. Lineage: Eukaryota; Metazoa; Chordata; Actinopteri; Cypriniformes; Nemacheilidae. The coding region runs from base 140 to 721 and encodes 193 amino acids.
GAACAGUUGUUAGUUUCCGGGACGCACUUUUCCGCUCAGCUGUGCGCGUGAGUGUCAGAUUCCUGUAACUAUUAGUUAUCGAUUAUUGGAAGAUUUCUCAAUCUACUUCAGCUGCAGCUGGAUACGAUCCUUCGAGAACAUGAUAAAAGCCAUUCUGAUAUUUAACAACCAUGGCAAACCACGACUGUCUAAAUUCUACGAGCAUUACACUGAAGACACUGAGCAGCAAAUAAUCAGAGAAACGUUUCAUCUGGUGUCCAAAAGGGAUGAGAACAUCUGUAAUUUUCUGGAAGGCGGACUCUUAAUCGGGGGAUCGGAAAACAAACUGAUCUACAGACACUAUGCCACGUUGUACUUUGUGUUCUGUGUGGAUUCAUCGGAGAGCGAGCUGGGCAUUCUGGAUCUGAUUCAGGUGUUUGUGGAAACGCUUGACAAAUGCUUCGAGAAUGUGUGUGAACUGGACCUGAUUUUUCACAUGGAUAAGGUUCACAAUAUCCUGGCAGAGAUGGUGAUGGGUGGGAUGGUUCUAGAAACAAACAUGAGUGAAAUCAUCACACAGGUGGAGGCCCAAAAUAAGAUGGAGAAAUCAGAGGCUGGUAUCGCGGGGGCUCCAGCACGUGCCGUGUCAGCUGUUAAGAACAUGAAUCUUCCAGAGAUGCCCAAGAACAUCAACAUCGGGGACAUCAGCAUCAAAGUGCCAAACCUGCCAUCGUUUAAGUAGUGCACUAGAGUGAAUGAACUGUGUUUACAUCUCUCGCACACACACACGCACACACGAAGAAUUUGUGGACUCUCCUCUGCUGCAGUGUUUGGAGAUUGUGUGCGUGCGUGUGUAAUAUCAUUAGAGAUAUUAAGUAUUUAUUGACUUCUUUGCUGCAGUGUGUGUGUGUCACUCCUAACAAACAUUCCAUUACGGAAAAUCUAAAUGAUGCUGUAUAUGGUGAAAAUAUAUAGCUGGUCUUAUACUGUAUGUAUUCAGAGUAUUUUAUAUAUUAUUUGUCUUAAGCAAUUAGUCUUGUGUUUGUUUUAAUUGCUGCAUCUAUUUCAUAUUUUGCAACAAAAUAAAGUGGCUGAUUAUUUUUUUCUUGCAA